This is a messenger RNA of Schistocerca americana (American grasshopper), 559 nucleotides long. Its product is annotated as calcium-activated potassium channel slowpoke-like. Lineage: Eukaryota; Metazoa; Arthropoda; Insecta; Orthoptera; Acrididae. Bases 144 to 500 code for a protein of 118 amino acids. The transcript has 2 exons. The record is from RefSeq and is a predicted model, not a curated record.
UCGUCUGCGCUCGAGCUGCAAGCAGGUCUUCUGAUGGGGAUCCUCGCAUACCGUUAUAUUAUUCAUGUGUACGUACCGAGGUGAAUGCCACGAACCCCAUGAAGUUUGUCGGUCAACCUAGGUAACCCGACGAACUAUUCGGAAUGUCGUGUUGCGAAACAACGACCGCGAUAUCUCCGCAGGAAGAAGAUUGCCUCAAGGUUCGAAAGUGGUGGUGUUUUUUGUUGUCCAGUAUCUUCACAUUCUUAGCAGGACUGCUGGUAGUAUUGUUGUGGAGAGCCUUCGCGUUCUUGUGUUGCCGCAAAGAACCAGAAUUUUCUCCAAAUGACCCGAAACAGAAAGAACAGAAAGCCGCCCGACAGGGCAAGCAGGAGUUCGAAGGGACUUUUAUGACAGAAGCGAAAGACUGGGCCGGGGAGCUGAUUUCUGGUCAGACUACAACGGGGAGAAUUCUGGUAAGUCCACGCGCCCUUAACAGGAACUGCUUGUUUGUUCAGUAAGUACUAAAUUUGCACUGCUUACUACUCUGUCUCAAACAGCACUAAUGGAGAAUGCUGAG